AUGAAGCUAACUGUCAAGAAAGUAAAGUUCUCCAGCCGCGACCGCGGCAUCUGGAGUGCAAAGGAGCAGGUGGGAGAGGUACUAUUUCCCAGCGAUGAAGAGGUGGCAACGCUGGUGGCCCGGGGCGAGCGCUACAAGGCGUCCAAGGCCGACCUGCGGCUGAAGAAGGGCGAUGAAGAGGUCCUGUCUGCGGUGGAGGCAAAGGGAGUGUGGUGCAGCCUGACGACGGAAUACAUGGGGCAUAAGUACGUCAUGGACUACACUGACCGCUCUGGCUGGAUCGUUAGGUCGGGGGUGGCAGAAGUUGGUCGUCUGAGCUUUGGGCACCUGGCGUUUAAGGAGGAUGUCCCACUGCUGCUCCAGCUCUACCUGUUGUGGUACAUCUUGGAGCACCAGCCGGACAUAGACUCACGGAAAAGGGCCGUGAAAGUGGCCAGGUGCUGCGGUUUGUACCGUUUUGGCUGA
Messenger RNA from Ostreobium quekettii, 465 nucleotides. Lineage: Eukaryota; Viridiplantae; Chlorophyta; Ulvophyceae; Bryopsidales; Ostreobiaceae. The record is from the annotation of a GenBank genome assembly.